Molecule: messenger RNA, 1988 nt
Organism: Asterias rubens (European starfish)
Lineage: Eukaryota; Metazoa; Echinodermata; Asteroidea; Forcipulatida; Asteriidae
Product: short-chain collagen C4-like
Exons: 5
Coding region: 101-1681 (526 amino acids)
Source: RefSeq, a predicted model, not a curated record
CUUGUUAUACUAGAACAGUUUUUCCUGUUGGCGUCACUGAAGAGCCUGAAAGGCUCGCGUUUAACGCAGCUUGUAACGUUGUUGCGAUCAAGGAAGAGACAUGGAUUCCAAUAACUUAGCUGAUCAUCUGAUCUGGUCAAAGAAGAACUCGACCAAAAAUGGUUGGCGUUGGUUUUUGGCGGGAACGCUCCUUAACCUUACUGUAACGUCACUGAUUGGUGGGUCGAUGCUGUUCUAUGUUCACGAAGAACUGCAGAUUGUUAAGGACCAGUUACUUUCACAUGAAGACCGAUUGUUUAUCUUUGAAAAUCACGUCAUCACAAACGACGCCACUCAGCAACAAGGUACUCCUACUCCCGAAGUGAAUGGUCAGACUUCUAAGAAAGCCCAACUGCGAAUACGGAGAGAUCAUGAACCACAGAUGUCAACUGAGCACCAUGCUGAGGGGAAUAUGACGUUUCAAACGGGAUCUCGUACUUUCCAAACUGACCCAGUUGAUGGAUUUCACUCACUAGUUAUAACUUGUCGAGACGGAAACGAUGGAAAGCCAGGCAAAGACGGACGUGACGGGAAGAACGGAGAAGUUGGGCGGGACGGAAGAGACUGCCACCCGGGACAACCCACUAGUCCAUUACAACCUAUUGGACCGGGACAACCCGGUGAGCCAGGACCUACCGGUGAGACGGGACUUCCUGGUGGGCGUGGACCACCCGGUAAGCAAGGACCAAGUGGUGGGCCAGGACCAACUGGUGACCCAGGACCAACUGGUCAGCCGGGACCUUCUGGUGAGACAGGACCAACUGGUGAGACAGGACCUUCUGGUCUGCCGGGACCUUCUGGUGAGACAGGACCAACUGGUGAGACAGGACCAAGUGGUGAGCGAGGACCAUCCGGUUUUGCAGGAAAAUCUGGUAUCAGAGGACCGCGUGGUGAGCCAGGAUCAACUGGUCAGCGAGGAUCAACUGGUCAGCGAGGAUCAACUGGUGAACGUGGUUGGCUAGGACCACGUGGUGCGCCUGGACCCGCUGGAGCCGCUGGACCACCCGGUAUUGCAGGAGAAUCUGGUAUCAUAGGACCACGUGGUGAGCCAGGUCCACAAGGAGAACAGGGGCGUAGUUCUUCAGGACCGACAUACAUUCGGUGGGGAAGAACCACUGGCCCAAACCAGGCAGGCACAGAGCUCGUGUAUCAAGGUUACGGUGCUGGAUCACAUUUUAGCCAUAGGGGAGGAACUUCGGAUCUCUCCUGUUUCCCAAAUGAUCCCGAUGUACCUGCUUCAUACAGAGAUGGAAUCCAAAGUCACUCACGCAUUUAUGGAAUGGAAUAUAAAAUCGAGACAGUUGACCCCUUUUCUCACGAGAAUUCUGCAGUUCUUCAAAAUCAUGACGUGCCGUGUGCAGUGUGUCGUCUCACCAGUCGAGGCACUCAGGUGUUAUUCCCAGCCAAGAAUGAAUGUCCUGACAACUGGACAAAAGAGUACACGGGUUACCUCAUGUCAGACCACCAUGUUUAUUCGAGAAAGCAAGCUGUAUGUGUGGAUGAGGCACCAGAAGUCAUCCCUGGCAGUUGGUCGAGUAGUAAUGGAGCACUCCUUUACUUGAUGGAAGCUGGAUGCGGGUCUCUCCAGUGCCCUCCUUAUGUUGAAGGUCGUGAAAUACAGUGCACGAUCUGUAGCAUUUAAAUUACGAUUCAGUGAAGGUUAAGCAUCAAUUGCACAAUAUUAUAAAAUAUCGCGAUUUAUGCACUCUCAGCCGGUCGCAAUAAAAGCCGACAACUAAUAACCCAUAAUGACAACAAUUUUAAAUAAAGGAAUUAAAGGGUAGCGACGCCUUCUUUAACGGCCGUUUAAAACCGGCAGGGUCGUUGCCGUGUGAUAAAGGCCCAGGCCGAAGGCCUUUAUUGCACGGCAAUGAUCCUGCAAGGUUUUAAACGGUCGUUUAAGCACGAGUCGCUACUCUUUUAUUCCCAUUCAUAAAUAAGAGAACUAA